Molecule: messenger RNA, 804 nt
Organism: Epithele typhae
Lineage: Eukaryota; Fungi; Basidiomycota; Agaricomycetes; Polyporales; Epitheliaceae
Product: ICMT-domain-containing protein
Exons: 1
Coding region: 1-804 (267 amino acids)
Biological process (GO): C-terminal protein methylation
Cellular component (GO): membrane
Molecular function (GO): protein C-terminal S-isoprenylcysteine carboxyl O-methyltransferase activity
Source: RefSeq, a predicted model, not a curated record
AUGCUGAUCUUCCAACCUUUAGUCGUCAGCACUCCACUGCUCAAGAUACCCCUUCUAGUCGCUUACGCCACAUCCAUGUACACUGCGUGGACCCCUCCAAAGACAAAAGCGUUGCCAGAGAUGGUUCAAUCUGAUGUCACUCAGACGGAUUUUAUAACCCGGAGCAUGAGAGUGCAGGUCGCCCUCGCGACACCCUGCAAGGUUCGUCUCAUCUCCCCCCGCAGCCCCACGCCUCGCUCAUCCACGUCGCACUACCUCCUCUGCGGCUUAGCCGUGGUUGAGGCGUGCCUCCUCGUGUCGUACCAUGCUCCCCAGAACUUUGUUUCGGACAAUAUCAUCGCACUCUUCGGCCGGGGCCUCACGGCAUCCUCCCUUCAACCAUCCCCCAUCUCCUUCGUUGGCUUGGCCUGCGCUACGUUCGGAGCACAAAUCCGCAUAUGGUGCCAUCAAGCCCUCGGGAAGUACUUCACGUGGAAGGUCUCCGUACAUGACGACCACAAGCUCAUCACCGACGGCCCCUACGCCAUCGUCCGCCACCCGAGUUAUCUAGGCUGGCUCCUUGUGGCCGCCGGGAACCUCACGUACCUCUUCGACCCAGCUUCGUACUUCGCCGCUUCAGGGUUCGCCGGAACGACAGCAGGAAGGGCGACGGCAACGUUUGUGGUGCUGCAGGCCGUGCAGUUGACAGUGGGUCUGUUGGGGAGGAUGGAUCAGGAAGACAGGAAGCUGAAGGAGACGUUUGGAGACCAGUGGAGAGCAUACGCUGCGCACGUUCCUUACAGCGUCGUUCCGUUCGUGUAUUAG